AUGAUACAAGGGGACUCGCUAUCAACACGCCUUUCGAAGAAUGUUUUGCGAGAACGCGUUUAUUCGGCUAUGCUGGAUUAUUUCACUGUAGCUUCACAGACUCCGACACAAAGUGCAGCGCAGCUGAAAACCGAUGUACAGUGCUUGAUUACGUUUUGGAACACACUUUUCUCGGAUGUAAAAUACAUCAAAAAAGAAAUGUUCGCAAGCGUCGUCCCAUUCACACUUUUCCACUUCACCAGAAAGGUGUACACUCAUUUUCAGGCCAACGAAAUUGAACGCUUAAGUGCAUGGCUGAAUCCGUUGGGUGAAAAUGUGGAAGUCGGAGAAACGAGCAUUGAGCAGUGGCGUAAGUCAACAUUUCCGGACACAAGAGCGGAGGCUCGACUUUUGCGAGAAAAUGUCAAACUUGCAUGGGAUAUUUGCCCAAAUCUGGCUAUAUAUAUGCCGUCUAGGUUUCGUGGAUGUACUGCUUGCCAAACGGCUGUUCAAGAGAUGCUGGCAAGCUCACCGGAGCUAGUGACCGAUUUGCCAGAAGCUCUCCUUUUGCUGCUUGGAGAAGGAAGAAUUCUUGAGGAAAAAACGGAGGUUAUUAUUUUUUCGUACAAAUGCCAGCUUUAA
Gongylonema pulchrum is the source of this 621-nucleotide messenger RNA. Lineage: Eukaryota; Metazoa; Nematoda; Chromadorea; Rhabditida; Gongylonematidae. The record is from the annotation of a GenBank genome assembly.